GGGGGUGAGAUAAGCCGAGCGUGCAGCAUCCCUUCAGCAGCAUUCGGCUUGCAGGAAGUCAGGAGGCGGCAGCAGCAGCAGCAAGAGUUUUGAGGGGGGAACGAGCAGCAGCACCUCACCCAAAGGGGGCGACGCCACACCUCUCUUGCGGACACACAAACAGACACGUGAAACUGUGAGAAGCUACAACACUUUGGAGAUCAAGGCUGCGUCCAUCGCUUCAUCCAUCCAUCCCUCCAUCGCUGGGACUGAUAUGCUCGCUGCCGUUUGUCUAACCUCUAACCUCGCGUCGCCGUAGCCGUCUCAGCCUGCCCGCCCUGCCCGCGUGUGCGCCGUCGCCUCAUUUGACAACUGACCAAGAGGAACCGAGACAGGAACCCCAAUCUGCCAUCAUGAACUUCCUCCGCCGCCGCCUCUCCGACAGCAGCUUCAUGUCCAACCUGCCCAACGGCUACAUGACGGACCUCCAGAGGCCGGACCCAACUGCGCCCCCUCCCCCGACUGCCUCGUCCCCCUCCCAGCAAGGACCCACCACCACCACCACGACCUCUCCGGCCCCGCCCCAAUCUCCCACCAAAGCUCCGCCUUUAUCCCAGGCCCCGGCCAGCUCGCCGGCCCCUCAGGAGCGCCGCCUGUCCCAACAGGCUCAGCAGUCCCCGCAAGCCCAGUCCUCCUCCUCCUCUGGUGGUUCCUCCGGAUUCUUCAGCUCCUUCAGCUCCAUCACUAACGUGGUCAAACAGACAGCUGCAUCCGCCGCCGGGUUUGUGGAGCAGUCGGCUCCUUCUCCAUCCCUCUCCAAGAAGUUUAAGACCCUACUGGUCAUUGACGAACUUCAGCAUGAGUGGGCCAAAGUAUUCAGAGGAAAGAAGGUUCUCACGGAGUAUGACGUCAAAGUGGAGCAGGCUGAGUUCUCGGACAUUAACCUCAUCUCGUAUUCGAAUGGAACUUGCAGCGUGGACAUGCAGGUCAUCAAGGGCGGGGCCAAAGCCAUCAGGUCCUUCAGGCCAGACUUUGUGUUGGUUCGCCAACACGCCUUCAGCAUGGCCCAGAACGAAGACUUUAGGAACUUAAUCAUCGGUCUGCAGUAUGCCGGCAUCCCCUCUGUCAACUCACUGGACUCCAUCUACAACCUCUGCGAUAAACCUUGGGCUUUUUCCCAGUUGAUCAACAAUCAGAAGAGGCUGGGUGCAGACAAGUUCCCUGUCAUUGACCAGACGUUCUACCCAAACUAUAAGGACAUGAUUACAACGCCAAGCUUUCCCGUCGUGGUGAAGAUCGGACACGCUCACUCCGGAAUGGGAAAGGUUAAAGUGGACAAUGUGAGCGACUUCCAGGACAUUGCCAGCGUCGUGGCCAUCACUCAGACUUACUGCACCACGGAGCCUUUCAUCGACGCCAAGUACGACAUCAGGGUGCAGAAGAUCGGCGUCGACUAUAAGGCGUACAUGCGAACAUCCAUCUCUGGUAAUUGGAAGAGCAACACCGGCUCUGCCAUGUUGGAGCAAGUAGCCAUGACUGACAAGUACAAGCUGUGGGUGGAUACCUGCGCCGAGAUCUUUGGCGGCCUGGACAUUUGCGCCGUCAAGGCCAUUUGUGGCAAGGACGGCAAUGACUACAUCACUGAGGUGGUGGGCUCGUCUAUGCAGCUGGUUGGCGAUCACCAGGCGGAAGAUCGCCAGCUCAUCUCAGAGGUGGUGCUGGCUAAGAUGAACCAGGCCCUGGCAGCCAAGACGUCAGGUGCUUCACGGUCACCCGCUCGCUCCCCUCAGGGCCAACAGAAGACAAGUGCUGCAGCGCCCCAACAAAGCGCCAGCAAUAAAGACGGACCGCCAGAUGCAAGCAAAACCGCUGGCCAGCGUCCUCAACCCCAAGGAGCAUCAGUCAAGCCGCAGGUUGCGGAGUCGCCUUCAGCGACAGUUAAAAAAUCUUCUGAGCCGCCAUCAAAGCCCAGCCAAGCCCAGAAACUGACCCAGAAGCCAAGUCCAGUCCAGAAGGCGGCCUCGGUGACCAAGCCCCCAGUGCCAAGGCCUCCCCCCAUGACAAGAGCGCCAUCUGUCACAAAACCUGCUCCAGAUCCCAGCUCAGCUCCUUCCAAAGGUUCUUCAUCUUCCCCAGCUAAGUCGGCAGCACGUCCGGGUUCCCCCUCGGCUCCCACCACAGAGCAGCCCAAGCCCCAGAUCCCGGGAUCGCCCACCGUAGCUCCCGGAAAACCAAAAGACCUGCCGCCCAAACCCACACCUCCCGCCAAGCCCAUCCCUCCCGUGCGCAGGAACUCCAAGCCACAGCUGCAGCCAAAGCCCCAAACCCCGCCUCCUCCCAGAGCUGCGCCCAAACCGCAGACGACCGACCCGCAAAACCCGGAACCGGCUGAGACCUCAGACAACGGCUCUGCCGCCAGCUCCUCCCCUGGCCCGGCGCAGAUUCAGUCGCCAGCCAAAGCCAGCCCAUCACCGCCUAACGUCCAGUCUCCCGCGAAGGCCAAGGCCGCCUCUCCCUCCCAAAACCCUGAACCCGAAACAGCCGCCGAGGCCCAAGAGGAUCAAGCAGCGUCCCAGCCAAAAAGCCAUCCUCUGCUCAAUAAGUCCCAGUCACUGACCAAUGCCUUCAACGCCUUCAGCGACUCUUCCUUCUUCCGCGGAGUCUCCACCUCCGGCGCCGGCGACGGCCAAGAGGAGGCCAAGGCCGAGACCAUUCGCAACCUCCGAAAGUCCUUCGCCAGCCUUUUCUCUGACUAGAACCCCCUCGCCCGGCCCCUAUAACACGUAUAGCUUCUGGCUCCUCAUCACCCCUUUCUCUUUCUAUGUUGACCAACCAUGAUUGACAUUUCAAUGUGAAGCAGUCUGAGAUGUGCGUGUUAAACUUAAACGUUCUCUGGUCCCUCUUCUCCUUCUUCAUGCCAGCUUCUGGGUAGGAUGUUCCGUGCAUGCAGCUGUACCAGGAUAGGUGGAAUGAGAGAGUUAUGUCGCUGAUAAACACUUAAAUAGAAUAUAAUGAUAGCAUAGGAUACACAAGAGAGUAUAUUUAUUUUCCCACUGCACACUUAAUUGUUGAAACCAUAUUUAAAAAAAAAAAAAAAAGAAGCAUACAGUGGAACCUCCAAGGUGGAACACCCUAAAAUUGGUACAAUUUGAUGAAAAAUAUGCAAAAGAAGUGAUGCUAACCGUAAAACAUGAAAUGGAACUUGGAUGAGCGUAGGAACUGGGAACCGGGUAGGAAAGUCCAUCCAUCCAUCCAUCCAUCUUCUUCCGCUUAUCCGAGGUCGGGUUGCGGGGGCAGCAGCCUAAGCAGGAAAGCCCAGACUUCCCUCUCCCCAGCCAUUUCGUCCAGCUCCUCCCGGGGAAUCCCGAGGCGUUCCCAGGCCAGCCGGGAGACAUAGUCUUCCCAACGUGUCCUGGGUCUUCCCCGUGGCCUCCUACCGGUCGGACGUGCCCGAAAAACCUCCCUAGGGAGGCGUUCGGGUGGCAUCCUGACCAGAUGCCCGAACCACCUCAUCUGGCUCCUCUCCAUGUGGAGGAGCAGCGGCUUUACUUUGAACUUCUCACCCUAUCUCUAAGGGAGAGCCCCGCCACCCGGCGGAGGAAGCUCAUUUCGGCCGCUCGUACCCGUGAUCUUGUCCUUUCGGUCAUGAUCCAAAGCUCAUGAGCAUAGGUGAGGAUGGGAACGCAGAUCGACCGGUAAAUCGAGAGCUUUGCCUUCCGGCUCAGCUCCUUCUUCACCACAACGGAUCGAUACAGCGUCCGCAUUACUGAAGACGCCGCACCGAUCCGCCUGUCGAUCUCACGAUCCACUCGUGAACAAGACUCCGAGGUACUUGAACUCCUCCACUUGGGGCAAGAUCUCCUCCCCUGAGAUGUGCGUAGGAAAGUUUCUGUAUUAAUUAAAGACAAAUUGGAUUCACUAUUUCCAAGUUGAUAAAAACGACCACAAAGCUCAAGAUAGUAAUGCAGUGCCAGCAGUAGCCAUAAAUCACCACCGGGUGUCAGUAUCACUCUGCAAUCAUCUCAAUUGUCAAUCAUUUUUAAAGCAUGCAUGAUUUUACUUCAUUGGAGUUUCCACUGUACCAAAUACUACAGACAGAAUGUACAUAGAGUAUAUAUGCAGUGAGCGUUAUUUAAUAAAGAAACUAUGGAAAUAAGCCAAAAUCAGUGACAUAACUCUUAAAAAUCAUGAAGUGUCUGGAUUUCUACGCAUUUUAACCAAUAGUGAUAUAUUUGAUGGUUUCCCUCGUAAUGCAGUAUUUUCGCAGUUUUUCGGUCCCUACGUGAACUUGUCAAAUGUGUAUACCUGUGUAAAAUCCAGAUGUGGUGUCUCUCCGGUCUCAACGUUCACUGUCCCAAAGUGCGAGGGAGUGUGUGUGUGUGUGUGCGUGUGUGUGUGUGUUUGUUUACGUUGUUUGCAUGGCUCCUCCGUGUGGCUCCCCCGUGAAUCUUCGGAGCUGUAGGAGCUUCUUCUAACAGUGUUGACGUUAGCCUUUCGUUGCCUAUCUCUCUCUCUAGAUGUUGUAGCCUUAUCGUGUUUCACAGCUUGGUGGUUUAGCUGUGCAGACCUGACUCCUCUUGAAAUUCAUUCAUCUGCCGCUGAAAGCGCGCAAAGUCUUUCACGGGGCAGUUACCAGUGCUCCCAGUCGAGUCAAUUUUCAAGAGGAAUAGACACAUGUCUGUUGCCGUGACUGCCGGUUUUCUUGUUUCACCCGUGUGUAGGUCUUUUCUACGGUAUUUGUCAUUUGUUGAGUAUGCUCACGUAAACAAGACAUUGAGACAGUAGUGCAAUAACACCUUUGACGUGACUGUUGCGUGCCGUCACCCUAGUAUCCAUUGAAAUAUGAUUGUUUAUAUGUUCAACAUUCCUUUAACUGGGAGCCUUUUUCCAGGUUUUAGCAGUAAGAAGCACACUUUUGGUCUGCUGGUCGUUGAGUUCACACCAGACCAAAACAUACUAGAACUGGAUUAAAACGGUCCACAGCGUGAAAGCACCCUUUAAAGGGGAACAUUAUCACCAGACCUAUAUAAGCGUCAAUAUAUACCUUGAUGUUGCAGAAAAAAGACCAUCCAUCCAUCCAUCCAUUUUCUACCGCUUAUUCCCUUUUGGGGUCGCGGGGGGCGCUGGAGCCUAUCUCAGCUACAAUCGGGCGGAAGGCGGUGUACACCCUGGACAAGUCGCCACCUCAUCGCAGGGCCAACACAGAUAGACAGACAACAUUCACACUCACACUCACACACUAGGGCAUAUUUUUUUAACCGAUUUCCGAACUCUAAAUGGGUGAAUUUUGGCGAAUUAAACGCCUUUCUAUUAUUCGCUCUCGGAGCGAUGACGUCGCCAUUUUCUCACUUUCGUCGGUGUGUUGUCGGAGGGUGUAACAACACGAACAGGGACGGAUUCAAGUUGCACCAGUGGCCCAAAGAUGCGAAAGUGGCAAGAAAUUGGACGAAAUUUGUUCAAAAUACGAGGGUGUGGGGAAAGCCGACGAAAUGGUCAGUCGUUUGUUCCGCACACUUUACCGACGAAAGCUAUGCUACGACAGAGAUGGCAAGAAUGUGUGGAUAUCCUGCGACACUCAAAGCAGAUGCUGACAUCAUGGGGCGGCGUGGCGCAGUGGAAGAGUGGCCGUGCGCGACCCGAGGGUCCCUGGUUCAAUCCCCACCUAGUACCAACCUCGUCAUGUCCGUUGUGUCCUGAGCAAGACACUUCACCCUUGGUCCUGAUGGGUGCUGGUUAGCGCCUUGCAUGGCAGCUCCCUCCAUCAGUGUGUGAAUGUGUGUGUGAAUGGGUAAAUGUGGAAGUAGUGUCAAAGCGCUUUGAGUACCUUGAAGGUAGAAAAGCGCUAUACAAGUACAACCCAUUUAUCAUUUAUCAUUUAUCAACUCCAAAACUGGACAGAUCAGCUUUCAGGAAAAGAGACCGGAUGAAGGUAUGUCUACAGAAUAUAUUAAUUGAUGAAAACUUUAUUCAAUUCUCGCGGUUUUACGUAAAUUAUUAUACAUAAACUGUGUUUACCAGUAAUUUAGCUUAAAAACAUUUAUUUUUUUCAAUCAUUCGAGUAGAUUCGGGUAGUCUUGUGUAAUGCAGUAUUUUGUGUCUAUUUAGGUAUGGUUAACUUGAGUGCUGAAAUCGUGGAAAAAUAUAUGUUCUUAGCGCGCCUGAAAUGGGCUGUCUGCACUCUCAAAGUGCAUGUUGUUGCCAAAUGUAUUUCAUAUGCUGUAAACCUAGUUCAUAGUUGUUAGUUUCCUUUAAUGCCAAACAAACACAUACCAAUCGUUGGUUAGAAGGCGAUCGCCGAAUUCGUCCUCGCUUUCUCCCGUGUCGCUGGCUGUCGUGUCGUUUUCGUCGGUUUCGCUUGCAUACGGUUCAAACCGAUAUGGCUCAAUAGCUUCAGUUUCUUCUUCAAUUUCGUUUUCGCUACCUGCCUCCACACUACAACCAUCCGUUUCAAUACAUGCGUAAUCUGUUGAAUCGCUUAAGCCGCUGAAAUCCGAGUCUGAAUCCAAGCUAAUGUCCCUAUGUCUUGCUGUUCUAUCCGCCAUGUUUGUUUGUAUUGGCAUCACUAUGUGACGUCACAGGAAAAUGGACGGGUGUAUAUAACGAUGGUUAAAAUCAGGCACUUUGAAGCUUUUUUAGGGAUAUUGCGUGAUGGAUAAAAUUUUUAAAAAAACUUCGAAAAAUAAAAUAAGCCACUGGGAACUGAUUUUUAAUGAUUUUAACCCUUCUGAAAUUGUGAUAAUGUUCCCCUUUAACAGAGUCUUUGUGUUCUCCUUUGGUCAGGUGUAACUGUGUUUACACCGGACCAAAUGGCGCUAGAACUGAAAUUAAACAGACAGUUUACAAACAGUGUGUAAGCAACUUAUCCUAGGUGUGGUAAAGUGUCACUGUUCACAACAGAUCAAAUUGAAUUUGAACUGGUUUUAAACAAAUACACCCUUUAACAGUGGAAAAGUUUAGAACACUAAGCAUCCUGUUUUUGUUUGGUCUUUAAGUGUCACUAUGUUCACACCAGACCAAAUCAAACUAGAAUUGGACUUAAACAGACUAAAAUGUGCCAGUGUGAAAGCAACUUAUCCUAGGCUUGGUAAAGUGUCACUUUUCAUAACAGACCGAACAGUUUCGAAUUAAAAAACAAAACAUCUGGGUGUGUUCCGUUGGUCAAGUGUCAGUGUGUUUACAGCAGACCAAAGGGCGCUAGAACUGGAUUUAAACAGACCAAAAUGUGCGAGUGUGAAAGCACCAUUUAAGAGUUGAAUAGUUCAGACUAAAACGUGUGUUCACACAAGACCAAAUCAAACUAGAAUUGGACUAAAACAGGCUAAAUUAUGCCAGUGUGAAAGCAACUUAUCCUAGGUGUGGUAAAGUGUCACUGUUCACAACAGAUCAAAUUGAAUUCAAACUGGAUUUAAACAAAUACACCUUUUAACAGUGGAAAAGUUUAAAACAGAAAGCAUCCUGUUUUCCUUUGGUCUUUAAGUGUCACUGUGUUCACACCAGACCAAAACAAACUAGAAUUGGACUAAAACUGACUAAAGUGUGCCAAUGUGAAAGCACCCUUUACAAGUUGUUUUCCUUUGGUCAAGUGUCACUGUUCAUAACAGACCAAAUUGAAUUAGAACUGGAUUAAAAUGGACCAAAAGGUGCCAGUGCGAAAAAGCACCCUUUCAAGAUUGGAAUAGUUUUGAGUAGAAAGCAGCUUUAGUGGUUUCCUUUGGCCAAGUGUCACUGAGUUUACACCAGACCAAAUGGGACUAGAACUCGAUUAAAACACUCCCAGUGGUGCUAGAGUGAAUGGACCAUUUUAGAUUCCAGCAGUUUUGAAUAAAAAAAAACAUCUGGGUGUGUUCCGUUGGUCAAGUGUCACUGUGUUUACAGCAGACCAAAUGGCACUCGAACUGGAUUUAAACAGACCAAAAUGUGCGAGUGUGAAAGCACCCCUAAAAAGUUGAAUAGUUCAGACUAAAAAGUGUGUUCACAAAAGACCAAAACAGACUAUAAUUUGACUAAAACGGACUAAAUUAUGCCAGUGUAGUCAAGUGUCACCAUUCAUAACAGACCAAAUUGAACUAGAACUGGAAUAAAACUGACCAAAAAGUGCCAGUGUGAAAAAGCACCCUUUUAGGACUGGAAUAGGUUUUAAUAGAAAGCUGUCUACGCGUUUUUCUUUGGCUAGGUGUCAUUGUGUUUACACAGGGCUAAAUGGAACUAGAACUGGAUUAAAACACAACAAAUGGUGUUAGAGUGAAUGCACCCUUUAAGAUUUCAACAGUCUUAAAUUUAAGAAAAAUGUCUGGGCAUGUUCCUUUGGUUAGGUUUACUGUGUUUACACCAGUCCAAAUGGAGCCAGAACUGGAUUUAAACGGUUGCCAGGGCGAAUGCACCCUUUAAGAGGGAAAUAGUUCAGAAUAGAAAGCAUCCUGGGUGUUAUCCUUUGGUCAAGUGUCAUUGUGUUCACACCAGACCAAAACAAUCUGGAACUGGAUUUAAACAGCCAAUGUGACAGCACCCUUUACUAGUUGUUUUCCUUUGGUCAAGUGUCACUGUUCAUAAAAGACCAAAUGGAUUUGGAACUGGAUUCGAAUAAACCAAAGUGUGGAAGCACCCUUUAUGAUUGGCGUAGUUUAAAAUACAAAGCAUCCUGGGUGUUUUCCUUUGGUCUAGAGCCACUGUUUACACCAGAACAAAUGGAUCUCGAACUGGAUUAAAACAGACCAAAAAGGUGCCUGUGUGAAAAAGCACCCUUUAAGGGUGAAAUAGUCCAGAAUAGAGAGCAUCCUGUCUGUUAUCCUUUGGUCAAGUGUCAUUGUGUUCACACCAGACCAAAACACUCGAGUACUGGAUUAAAACAGCCAAUGUGACAGCACCUUUUACUAGUUAUUUUCCUUUGGUCAGGUGUCACUGUUCAUAAGAGACCAAAUGGAUUUGGAACUGGAUUCGAACUAACCAAAGUGUGGAAGCACCCUUUAAGAUUGGCGUAGUUUAAAAUUCAAAUGAUCCUGGGUGUUUUCCUUUGCCCAAGGGCCACUGUUUACACCAGAACAAAUAGAUCUAGGAAGUGGAUUAAAACAGGUGUCUGUGUGAAAAAGCACCCUUAAAGGGUGAAAUAGUUCUCAGUAUCUGUGUUUUCGUAUGGCUAGGUGUUAUCGCAUCUAUACCUGACCAAAACAAACUAGAACUACAUUAAAACAAAAAUAGUUUUCAAUAAAAAAUAGCAUGGGUGAUUUUAUCUUGGUCCAGUGUUAAUGUGUUCACACCAGACCAAAACACUCUGGAACUGGAUUAAAACAGCCAGUGUGAAAGCACCCUUUACUAGUUUUCCUUUGGUCAAGUGUCACUGUUCAUAACAGACCAAAUGGAUUUGGACCUGGAUUCAAGCAGAUCAUAAGGUGCCAGUGUGGAAGCACCCUUUAAGAUUGGCAUACCGGUAGUUUGAAAUACAAAGCACUCUGGGAGUUGUCCUUUGGCCAAGGGCCAUUGUUUACACCAGAACAAAUGGAUCUAGAACUGGAUUAAAACAGACCAAAAAGGUGCCUGUGUGAAAAAGCACCCUUUAAGUGUGAAAUAGUCCAGAAUAGAGAGCAUCGUGGGUGUUAUCCUUUGGUCAAGUGUCAUUGUGCUCACACCAGACCAAAACACCCUAGAACUGGAUUAAAACAGCCAAUGUGACAGCACCCUUUACUAGUGGUUUUCCUUUGGUCAAGUGUCACUGUUCAUAAGAGACCAAAUGGAUUUGGAACUGGAUUCGAACAAACCAAAGUGUGGAAGCACCUUUUAAGAUUGGCGUAGUUUAAAAUUCAAAGCAUCUUGGGUGUUUUCCUUUGGCCAAGGGCCACUGUUUACACUGGACCAAAUAGAUCGAGAACUGGAUUAAAACAGACCUGUUUGAAAAAGCACCAUUUAAGGGUGAAAUAGUUCUUAGUAUAAGACAGCCUCGGUGUUUUCGUAUGGCCAGGUGUUACCGCAUUUAUACCCGACCAAAACAAACUCAAACUAGAUUAAAACAAACCCUUUAGAAAUAGAAUAGUUUUCAAUAAAAGAUAGCAUGGCUGAUUUAUGUUGAUUCGGUGUCAAUGCGUUCACACCAGACCAAAGCAUACUGGAACUAGAUCAUAAGAGAAGGAGUGCGUUCACACUAGCAUAUUUUGAGAGUGGCAUAGUUUCGAAUGAAAGACGGCCUGGAAAGCAUCCCGAUCCGAGCUUUUAUCCCUCGUCAUGUUGCCAAUAAGUAACCUUAUUGUUUGUAUGAAUGUUUAUCUGUAUGGGUGGAUGUACUGUAUGUACAGACGGGUGACAAAAAAGGAAAAAAAACAGCCAAGAAAAGGAAUAAAUGAGGAUUAUAUGUCGGGUAGUUAUUGAUGAAAACAAUCACCCUGUAAUUGUCAUUUCUUGUCACCACCAUCAUUAAGAUGCUAAAAAACUGCCCUUAGAAAUUACUUCCAAGCUUGCCCCUGUCGCCUUAUUGACACUUUGAUCAUGUUGGUUUUAACUUUCACUUGUCACCCAUCUGUAUGUGCCAUCUCAGGAUAAAUUGAUUUAUUUAUUUUUUUGGAGGUUGCAUAUUUUGGGUAUACUAGUACAGGUUUUUGUUGUUGUUGUUGUUUUGUAGGGUGUUUAUAUUUGUAACGCAAUAGCGCUUUGCAUGAUUUGGUGACUGAUGAUGCUUUAUUUUAAUGUACAGAGUAAAAGUUCAUAAUAAAGAUGUGGCUCCAUCAUUCCAAGUCAAACUCA
Nerophis lumbriciformis (worm pipefish) is the source of this 10707-nucleotide messenger RNA. RefSeq names its product synapsin IIb (gene syn2b). Lineage: Eukaryota; Metazoa; Chordata; Actinopteri; Syngnathiformes; Syngnathidae. Gene Ontology annotation, molecular function: ATP binding. Gene Ontology annotation, cellular component: synaptic vesicle membrane; synaptic vesicle. The record is from RefSeq and is a predicted model, not a curated record. Gene Ontology annotation, biological process: neurotransmitter secretion.